CGCUUGGUGCUUGAUGUAAUUAUUUCUCAUCCGAUUUGCUCGGACGACUCGCACCGAAUCGCGGCAACGUCGCCAACAGCAGUUCCCAGGGCGAGCGCCCCCCGCAAAGAUGCAGUCCACAGCCGUACUACGCGCGUCCUGUAAUGGAAGCAGCGCCUUCGAUCGCCACCACCCCCAGUCCACUCCCACAAUACGGGAUCCAUCAAGAGCUGAUCCGAUACUCAGACCCGGCUUCAAAUUCCGCACCUUCCCAUCAUCAAAAUCGCCCUCUUCUCGCCACUCGAUCGCUAUAUCUCGAUGCCUAUUGCCAUCGAAAUCGCGGGAAUGCCCUCCUUUUGUCAAUUCGACUCCGAAAGUGGGAACUAGGGUCUGGCCACUUCGCUGCGGAGUUUCGACGAACACCUUCAAUGCGGGCGAGGGUAGGAGCUUCCGAGACUGGAUUGAGCUGGUGGGUGAGGCGAUAUCGACGGCAUUCCCCGUAUGGGUGGCGCUAGGGUGCCUGUUGGGGCUCGCGAAGCCGAGUUGCUACGACUGGGUCCAGCCCAAGUGGACCGUUCUUGGGAUUGCGGUGACCAUGCUUGGGAUGGGGAUGACCCUCAGCUUCGAUGAUCUUCGUGGCGCGUUGGCCAUGCCCAAGGAGUUGGUCUCUGGCCUUGUGCUCCAGUACUCGGUGAUGCCGAUCUCUGGAUUUCUUAUUAGCAAGCUUUUGAAUCUGCCAUCACAUUAUGCGGCCGGAUUAAUAUUGGUUGGCUGUUGCCCUGGUGGGACAGCAAGUAAUAUAGUCACUUAUAUUGCACGGGGAAAUGUUGCUCUUUCAGUGUUGAUGACGGCAGCAAGCACUAUAUCAGCUGUGAUAAUGACUCCAUUUCUGACCGCAAAACUUGCUGGACAGUAUGUUGCGGUUGAUGCAGCUGGACUCCUGCUUUCAACUCUUCAGGUAGUCCUUCUUCCUGUCCUGGCUGGUGCAUUUCUUAACCAGUAUUUCCAGAGUUUGGUUAAGUUAGUUUCCCCCUUGAUGCCACCUAUUGCUGUGGCAACUGUGGCUGUAUUAUGUGGAAAUGCAAUUGCACAGAGCGCUUCGGCGAUACUCGUGUCGGGCCGACAAGUUCUGCUUGCAGCGUCUCUUCUUCAUGUAUCUGGAUUUUUCUUUGGCUAUAUACUCUCUAGAAUGCUUCGGCUGGAUGUCGCAUCAGCAAGGACUAUCUCGAUCGAGGUGGGCAUGCAGAACUCGGUGCUGGGAGUAGUUCUGGCCACUCAACAUUUUGGGAACCCGCUGACGGCAGUGCCAUGUGCAGUCUCAAGUGUAUGUCAUUCGAUUUUCGGUAGCGUCUUGGCAGGAAUCUGGAGACGCACUUUGCCCUCUCAAAAGCUCGAGUAGAAGUUUAUUGCUUUAAUGUCUGUAGACCUUUAUUCUAGACUUUCAGCUUCUCUUCUCCAGUGCUGGCGUUGAGACCAAAUGUUUGGGAAUUGGGAUGCGAUCAGAUUUAGCUCUUGUGGCAUAAUGGGUAAAAGAUAUUGCAUAGAAGCAUGCUCAUUAGUCAACUAGAACGCAGAAAAAAAUGUAUGGGAAGUGCAAAUGUCGCGAAUUACUCUUUCUGAAGA
Molecule: messenger RNA, 1602 nt
Organism: Syzygium oleosum
Lineage: Eukaryota; Viridiplantae; Streptophyta; Magnoliopsida; Myrtales; Myrtaceae
Product: probable sodium/metabolite cotransporter BASS1, chloroplastic
Exons: 7
Coding region: 110-1378 (422 amino acids)
Cellular component (GO): membrane
Source: RefSeq, a predicted model, not a curated record